Messenger RNA from Neoarius graeffei (lesser salmon catfish), 3427 nucleotides. It is a transcript of the gene dcun1d3, whose product is annotated as defective in cullin neddylation 1 domain containing 3. Bases 1689 to 2600 code for a protein of 303 amino acids. Gene Ontology annotation, biological process: positive regulation of ubiquitin-protein transferase activity; protein neddylation. Gene Ontology annotation, molecular function: ubiquitin conjugating enzyme binding; cullin family protein binding; ubiquitin-like protein binding. NCBI's taxonomy places the organism in Eukaryota, Metazoa, Chordata, Actinopteri, Siluriformes, Ariidae. The record is from RefSeq and is a predicted model, not a curated record. The transcript has 4 exons. Gene Ontology annotation, cellular component: ubiquitin ligase complex.
CUCGUUUACAAAUAACACGUCUGUGUGUUCGAGAGGAGAGUACACACACAAAAUAUUUAUAUAUCAAUCGCAAUCAUAUUCACUCAGUAAAUAUUUUUCUUUGUAAUAAUAUGACCACGAAAUCCUGAUGCGUAUACCGCGCUGUAAAAGUAAACUCUGUAUUUACCGCUGAGCUGAGGGUGAGCUGAGUUUAUCUGAGUUGAGUUUAGUUGAGGUGAGCUGAGCUGAGUUGAGUUUAUCUGAGCUGAGGUGCUGCAGUGCAGUCGGAAGGACGGAAUGAGAGAUCCUCUGAAGAUCCUCUGAAAUCCUCUGAAGAUCCUCUGAAAUCUCACUGAACGCGGCUCGUGGAGGCUGGAGGAAGUGACGCAGGAUGCGGAAGUGACGCGGGGAAAAUUCCCAUAAUGUUCAGUCAUUGAGUAAAGAAGAGGAACACAAAGGAGUGUAUGAUGUCGGGUUUACAGGAGUGAGUGAGUGAAUCGCAGUGGAGUGUUCGUGUGUGUGUGUGUGUGUGUGUGAGAGAGAGAGAGUAUGUGUGUUAGUGUGUGUUAGAGAGAGAGUGUGUGUGUGAGAGAGAGAGAGAGAGAGAGAGAGAGAGAGUGUUAGUGUGCGUGAGAGUGAGUGAGUGAGUGUGUGUGUGUGAGAGAGAGAGAGAGAGAGAGAGAGAGAGAGAGUAUGUGUGUUAGUGUGUGUGUGUGUGUGAGAGAGAGAGAGAGAGAGAGUAUGUGUGUUAGUGUGUGUUAGAGAGAGAGAGUGUGUGUGUGAGAGAGAGAGAGAGAGAGAGAGAGUGUUAGUGUGCGUGAGAGUGAGUGUGUGUGUGUGUGAGAGAGAGUAUGUGUGUUAGUGUGUGUUAGAGAGAGUGUGUGUGUGUGAGAGAGAGAGAGAGAGAGUGUUAGUGUGCGUGAGAGUGAGUGUGUGUGUGUGUGUGUGUGUGUGAGAGAGAGAGUAUGUGUGUUAGUGUGUGUUAGAGAGAGAGUGUGUGUGUGAGAGAGAGAGAGAGUGUUAGUGUGCGUGAGAGUGAGUGUGUGUGUGUGUUAGAGAGAGUGUGUGUGUGUUAGUGUGUGAGAGAGUGUGUGUGUGAGUGUGUGUGAGUGUGUGUUAGUGUGUGAGUGUGUGUUAGUGUGUGAGUGUGUGUUAGUGUGUGAGUGUGUGUUAGUGUGUGAGUGUGUGUUAGUGUGUGUGUGUGUGUGUGUGUUAGUGAGUGUGUGUUAGUGUGUGUGUGUGUGUGUGUGUGUGAGAGAGUGUGUGUGUGUGAGAGAGAGAGUGUGUUAGUGUGUGUGAGAGAGAGAGUGAGAGAGUGUGUGUUAGUGUGUGUGUGUGUGUUUGAGAGUGUGUGUGUGUUUGAGAGAGAGAGAGAGAGAGAGUGUGUGUGUGUGUGUGUGUGUGUAGCAUAGUAGCCUAAGUACAGAAGGGACAGUGGUGUGUGUAAGAGACAGACAGACAGAGAGUGAGUGAGACACCUGGGGCUGAUGUGAAACUCGUCUCCGUGUAAAGGUUAACGGAUGCUGACUUCUGGGCAAUGGACCUCUCUCAGAUGACACCACUGUCCUCCGCUCCGACGCUCAGGGCAUGGUGACCGCUGUCAGGUGGCGUUGAGCCGGAGCCGAGCGGGCCUGAGGAGGAGAAUCAGGAAGGAGAAGGCGUGAUAGAGGAAGAGAGAGGAGGAGAGAGGAAAAGAGCGUGAAGACACCAUGGGUCAGUGUGUGAAUAAAUGCAAAAACCCUACAUCCUCUCUGGGCAGCAAAAGUGGUGAAAAGGAUGCUGGGAAGUCCCAUGGCAAAAAAGGAAGUGGAGGAGGAGGUGGGCCUAAAGAGGACACCAAGUUUCCUGCCGAUGUCAAUGGCACCAAGUCACCUGAUGUUACCACAGACACCUCUGCAACCACGCCUCUUUCUGAUGUCAGGAAGGAGGAGCCUGUCCGGGAAGGGGAGGGGCUUUCUCUGGCUCGGAUAGAGGAGAUGUUUGUGUGUUAUAAGGAUGAGCACGAAGACGCCAUCUUGGAAGAAGGAAUGGAGCGUUUUUGUAAUGACCUGCACGUUGACCCGGCUGAGUUCAAGGUGCUGGUGCUCGCCUGGAAGUUUCAGGCUGCAACCAUGUGCAAGUUCACAAGACAUGAGUUUGUGGAGGGCUGUAAGGCGAUCCGUGCGGACUCUGUGCAGGGGAUCUCUCAGCGUUUCUCAGCCAUGUUAGAUGACUGUCGCUCUGAGGAGAACUUUAAGGACCUGUAUCGCUUCACGUUCCAGUUCGGGUUAGACUGCGGUGAGGGUCAGCGCUCAUUACAGCGCUGCAUUGCCAUCGCCCUCUGGAGGCUGGUGUUCACUCUGGACACACCACCCGUGCUCGAGCGCUGGCUCCACUUCCUGUCGGAGAAUCCAUGUGGCGUGCGCGGCAUCUCACGUGAUACCUGGAACAUGUUCCUCAAUUUCACGCAGAGUGUCGGGCCCGACCUGACCAACUACAGCGAGGACGAAGCCUGGCCCAGCCUCUUCGACUCCUUUGUGGAGUGGGAAAACGACCGACGCAGGAGGGAACAGGAGCAGCGAGAGACCGAGGGAGGGGACGGGAACACAGAACUCACCGCUGAGCCCGAGCCCACGGCAUGAUGGGAAAGAAACAGCAGGCUGGCAGCGUACAGGAGGACACACAGUCCCUGAAAGUGCAGCAUGAUGGGGAAAUGCAGGGCCAGAACUGAUAACCAUCCGGCAUGGGCCCUAAGCACAACACGGCAUGGCACGGCAUGAUGGGAAACUGUGAAGCUCUGGGAUGGAUGUGAAGAUGAUUAUACCCAGAACCCUUAUUCUAUCUGUAAUGAUCUGAUGACACUGAUGGUCGUUUUAUAUUUUUAGGCUUCAGUGUAACAUAACGGAUGUCCGUAUACUCCCCCGAGUUAUUUUACUGAAAGGGCUCCAAAAAACUAAAUUGUGUUUUUCAGCACUUCUGUUUUAAGUUAUUGUUUUUAUUUCAUGUAAGUUUUUUCGGUAUUUAAAAAAUAAAUAAAUAAAAUUCUUGAAUAUUCUUAAGCCACACCAAACACCAGACGUGUCCCAGACGUCUGUUGCCAUGGCAACAGUGCAACUUGUGAUUUUUUUUUUUUUCUUUCUUGUUGUUUAUAAAAGAAGGGAAAUCUGUUCAAUAUCCGUAAAAUGAUGUCCGGAGAGAGAUCAGGGUGGGGCCUUAACGGUUAACUCCAGCACACAGCCUCUAUGCUUUUACUCUUAUUAUUAUUAUUAUUAUUAUUAUUAUUAUUAUUAAUUCUCUCUCUCUGUGUAAUUUAAUGCAGUUUCAUUUGCAGUCGAAGGUUAUUUUAUCUGCUGUGACUCUCUUCUUUUUUGCGGUUUACAGUUUUUCCCCUUGCAGUGAUUUUUAUUUCUGAUUCCUUUUGUCUGGUUUUAUAUAAAGAUGCUACAAUUUAUAACUAAUAAAAUGUGUG